Molecule: messenger RNA, 3251 nt
Organism: Sinocyclocheilus grahami
Lineage: Eukaryota; Metazoa; Chordata; Actinopteri; Cypriniformes; Cyprinidae
Product: thyrotropin-releasing hormone-degrading ectoenzyme-like
Exons: 19
Coding region: 1-2307 (768 amino acids)
Biological process (GO): peptide catabolic process; proteolysis
Cellular component (GO): cytoplasm; membrane
Molecular function (GO): zinc ion binding; metalloaminopeptidase activity; peptide binding
Source: RefSeq, a predicted model, not a curated record
AUGAAGGGGAGGUUUCUCGCGGUGACGCAGUUCUCACCGACUCACGCUAGAAAGGCCUUCCCGUGUUUCGACGAGCCCAUCUAUAAAGCCACAUUCAGAGUGAGUCUGAAACACGAGAGCUCGUAUCAGUCGCUGUCUAACAUGCCAGUGGAGGCCUCGACGUCUGACGAGGACGGAUGGGUGACCAACCAUUUCUCCAGGACGCCCCGCAUGUCCACGUACUACCUGGCCUGGGCCGUGUGCAACUUCACCUACAGAGAAGCAGUAACAGACAGUGGAGUUGUGAUUCGGCUGUACGCCAGACCUGACGCCAUCCAGAGCGGAUCGGGGGACUAUGCUCUGCACAUCACCAAGAGACUCCUGCACUUUUACCAGGAUUACUUCAAAGUGAAAUAUUCCCUCCCUAAAUUAGAUCUCCUGGCAGUGCCGAAGCAUCCGUAUGCAGCCAUGGAGAACUGGGGCCUGAGUGUGUUUGUGGAGCAGAAGAUCUUGUUGGAUCCUGACGUCUCCUCCUUCUCCUAUCAGAUGGAGCUCACCAUGGUGGUGGUGCACGAGAUCUGCCAUCAGUGGUUUGGGGAUCUAGUCACACCGGUUUGGUGGGAGGACGUUUGGCUGAAGGAGGGAUUCGCUCAUUAUUUCGAGUACAUCGGUACUGAUUUCCUCUUUCCAAAGUGGAACAUGGAGAAGCAGAGGUUUCUGACUGAUGUUCUUCAUGAGGUGAUGUUACUGGACGGUUUGGCCAGUUCUCAUCCGAUCUCUCAGGAAGUGUUUGAAGCCACAGACAUCGACAGAGUGUUUGACUGGAUCGCGUAUAAGAAGGGAGCCGCUCUGAUCCGAAUGCUGGCUAACGUCAUGGGACAGCCACUAUUCCAGAGAGGCCUCAAUGAUUACUUGAUGACGCACAUGUACGGGAAUGCAGCAAGAGAUGACUUGUGGAACAAAUUCUCAGAGGCCAUGCAGCGGGAGGGAAAGGACAUCAACAUCACGCAGGUCAUGGACCGCUGGACCCUGCAUAUGGGUUACCCUGUCGUCACCAUUAGCAAGAACGUCAGUCUUGACAACAGUGUCACCAUCUCACAAGAGCAGUUCGUCUAUGACACCGACGCCAAGAUCCAGAAUCCUGAGCUGUUCAACAAAAGCUUCCAGUGGCAAAUACCGCUGACGCUCGCAGUGGGAAACUCCAGUCACAUAUCAACAGAGACCAUCGUCUGGGUCUCCAAUAAAACAGAGACGCACAGAGUGGGUCACAUGGGCAGCGAGACGUGGUUGCUGGGCAACAUCAAUCAAACGGGCUACUUCAGAGUGAACUACGACCUUCACAACUGGAGACUUCUCAUUCAACAGCUGAUGACCAACCCAACGAUCAUCUCUGUGGGCAACAGGGCCGGUCUGAUUGAUGACGUCUUCAACCUGGCGAGAGCGGGGUAUUUGCCCCAAAACGUCCCCCUGCAGAUGAUCUCAUAUUUGUCUCAGGAGACUGAGUUUCUGCCAUGGCAUGCUGCUAGUCGAGCUCUUUACCAGCUGGACAAACUCCUGGACCGCACUGAAGACCACAGCCUGUUCAGCGACUAUGUUCUUAGACAGGUGGAACCGAAGUAUCACAAGUUGGGCUGGCCAGCCACUUCCCCCGAGGGCUCCUUCAUGCAGGCGUCUUAUCAGACCGAAGAGCUUCAGAGAGAGGUAAUAAUGCUGGCCUGCAGUUUUGGAAACAAACACUGUCACCGGCAGGCUGUUUCUCUCAUUUCAGACUGGAUUUCCAGCAACAAGAACAGGAUUCCACCCAACGUGCGGGACAUUGUGUACUGCACAGGUGUUUCUCUGAUGGAUGAGGAUGUUUGGGAGUUUAUCUGGAUGAAGUUUCACUCCUCUACAGCCAUCUCGGAGAAGAAGGUUCUUCUGGAGGCCUUGACCUGCAGUGACAACAUCUUCCUGCUCAACAGGCUCCUGAAUCUGUCCCUCACCUCUGACCUGGUGCCGGAUCAGGAAGUGAUCGAUGUCAUCAUACAUGUGGGCCGCAAUCCGCUUGGAAGACAUUUAGCAUGGAGAUAUUUCCGCGAGAAGUGGGACAUAUUGAAUUCCAGGUAUGGAGAAGCCUUAUUUAUGAACUCAAAAUUAAUCAGUGGCGUGACAGAGUUUCUCAACACUGAGGCCGAGUUGAAUGAGCUGAAAGAGUUCAUCCUGACCAGCGGGGGAGAGUCUGCACCUGCGUUCGCUCGAGCCGUUGAGAUCGUUCAAGCGAAUGUAAAAUGGCACAUCCUGUUCCAGCAACAGUUUUACCGAUGGCUGCGGAAAGCUCCUGAUGGUUAAUGCAACAUCAAGUAUGGAGCGCUCUAUUAGCAUGGAAACUCAUGGCCAGUGACGUGGGGAGAUAUAAGUGAAAUAAAAAAAAUCGAAAAAACUAUUCUGGACAGCGAGAAUCAACAAAAUUGAGCUUUUAUUUCCCUGCUGUUUUUGAAACGACCAGGCCCUCACAGACCAGGAUAAAAUGAAUGGCUGAAAAACACUGAAGGAAUCAAUGUCGGAAAUUGCAUGAUGGCAUACGUCAGUAGCGACAGACAAUUUACAUUCCAUUUCCCCUCGUAUUUUGCAUGAAAGUCAUUUCCUUCUUGCCGUCAUUCUGUUUUUCCUGAAGUUUGACCUUUUCUGAGUCCUGAGAGUAUCGGAUUUGCUUUGAAGACCAGAUGACGGUAUAAAGAGAUUGCUCUUCGGUAUAUAUAAACACAAUUUAGAUUAAGCACAAAUAUGUGACAAUCAGUGUUUUGAUUGGAACAGUACGAGGAGGACAAAGAGAAGUAUUCAUGUAGCCUUUUCUCUCUCCAAAGCCAUAAAGAGGAGCAGACUGAAUUUUAUCUCUUGUACAGAUGGUGUUUAUUGUUUGAUCAAUUGACGGCACUCAACGGGCAUCAGAAGAGGAAAUAUUCUAGUCAACGUUUGGAGGGUUUUCUGCAGGUCCUGACUGGAGCGGUCAUGGUCGAACCUGAAGGUGUCUUGGAUCAUUUGCAUUUUCAUAGUGUUACUCUUUGCUCUCCAGUUUUGGAGGGCAUGUCCUUGAAUAUGGUAUGUUUGUUUUAAGUGGAAAAAAUAAUCAGCGUGUCGAUAUUUUCAUGUUUGAAUCAUUGAUUCGCUGGAAGGAGGUCAACGCAGUGCUGCGAUGUUAUCUUUAUGAGUCGUGGAUAAUGUGAGCUUCUGAAAUGUAUGGUUGUCAUGGAUACCAAUUAUAAAGGUUUUCAUAGUUUUAUCCUUGUUUUGUU